Molecule: messenger RNA, 1563 nt
Organism: Humulus lupulus (European hop)
Lineage: Eukaryota; Viridiplantae; Streptophyta; Magnoliopsida; Rosales; Cannabaceae
Exons: 1
Coding region: 1-1563 (520 amino acids)
Source: RefSeq, a predicted model, not a curated record
AUGACUGAGACUAGAUCUUCCAUCAGAAAUUUGGAGAUGCAAGUGGGGCAGUUGGCCAAUAUGUUGAAUACUAGGCCUCAAGGGAAUUUGCCUAGCAAUACUGUGGUAAAUCCUAAGGAGCAAUGCCAAGCUAUCACUCUGAGGAGUGGGAAAGAAAUUGAGGGUCCUUCUUUAAAAGGGACUCAAGAAAAAAAGGUUGUAGAAGAGGAGAGUGAUGAAAAAGUUGAGCCCCAAGUGGAGGAAAAGGUUACUGAAGGCCUUGCAACCAAGGAGAAGUUUCAACUGGUAGUUGUUGAUUCUAAUGUCAAAAUCCCAUAUCCACAACGACUCCGGAAGAAUUUCCUUGAUAAACAAUUCUCAAAGUUUCUUGAGGUGUUUAAAAAGCUUCACAUUAACAUCCCAUUUGCUGAGGCUUUGGAGCAAAUGCCGAGUUAUGUAAAAUUCAUGAAAGAUAUUUUAUCGAAGAAGCGAAGGUUGGAAGACUUUGAGACAAUGGCACUUACUGAGGAGUGCAGUGCAAUUCUACAAAGGAAGCUCCCACAAAAGCUUCAAGAUCCGGGGAGUUUUACUAUCCCUUGUACUAUAGGGAAAUUUGAAUGCAAACAUGCUCUUUGUGAUCUAGGAGCAAGUAUCAAUCUCAUGCCUCUAUCUGUUUUUUGGAAGCUUGGUCUUGGUGAGGCAAAGCCUACUACUAUUACUCUACAACUCGCGGAUCGAUCGAUCAAGCACCCAAGGGGAGUUAUUGAAGAUGUGUUAGUCAAGGUUGAAAAGUUUAUUUUUCCAGCGGAUUUCAUUGUUCUAGAUAUGGAGGAGGAUACAACGGUUCCCAUUAUUCUUGGGAGACCAUUCUCUACUACUGGGCAAGCCCUUAUUGAUGUGCAAAAGGGUGAGUUGAGGUUGAGAGUUCAAGGGGAAGAAGUGGUCUUUAAUGUAUUUAAGGCAAUGUCUUAUCCAAGAGCAAGUGAUAGUUGCUUUAAUGUUGAUGUGAUUGAUGAGGUGGUUUCGAAAAAGAGGAUUACUAAUGAUCCUCUUGAAUUGGCUUUGGCGUUGGGUGUUGAUAAUGAAGAGGAGGAUUUGGAGACUCAUGAGUAUGUGAAAUGGAUCAAUUCUUAUGGUCCAUAUUACAAGAAAAUUUUUGAAGAAUUGGGGCAGGUGCCUGAGCGCCCCAUACCAUCUAUUGAGAAGCCUCCAGUCCUUGAGUUGAAGUCUUUACCGGAGCAUCUUUGUUAUGUGUACUUGGGGGAGAAAGAAACGCUGCCGGUUAUUAUAUCUUCAUUGCUUUCAAAAGGUGAAGUAGAAAAACUUUUGAGGGUGUUGAGGGCUCAUAAACGUGCUAUUGGGUGGACUUUGGCUGAUAUUCGAGGAAUUAGUCCUUCAACAGUUAUGCACAAAAUUCUUAUGGAAGAAGAUAGUAAACCUUCCAUUGUAGCUCAAAGAAGGCUGAAUUCCUCUACGAAGGAUGUUGUUCGGAAACAAAUACUUAACUGGUUGGAUGCAGGGGUAGUAUAUCCUAUUUCUUACAGUGCUUGGGUGAGCCCUAUUCAAGUGGUGCCUAAAAAAUGA